Molecule: messenger RNA, 1119 nt
Organism: Solanum tuberosum (potato)
Lineage: Eukaryota; Viridiplantae; Streptophyta; Magnoliopsida; Solanales; Solanaceae
Product: probable serine/threonine-protein kinase drkD
Exons: 5
Coding region: 1-1119 (372 amino acids)
Biological process (GO): protein phosphorylation
Molecular function (GO): protein kinase activity; ATP binding
Source: RefSeq, a predicted model, not a curated record
AUGGGAAGCAAGAGAGUGGUGGUGGUGGUACAUGAUACAUCAAAGGAGGUAAAUUGGACUGCUAUUAGAGGGGUUGUUCGUAAUUUUAGUCUUGAGGCCGGAGAUGAGCUUAUAUUACUUGGAGUUGUUCACCAAUUUAAUAACUCAACUACUACAUCAGCUUUUUUGAGCACAGUAAAACUUUUGGGACAAAGAAAUAAAGUAGACCAAAAGCUAGUGGAAGAAGAGCUAGUUAAAAGGAUGGAGGAGUAUAAUAAGAGUUUGGAGAUGUUAGUUCUGUUGAAACAAUGUGAAGUUCACAAGGUCAAAUUUCACAUACAAGUUCAAGCUGGAAAUUCACGAAAGGUGGUUGCUGUUAUAGCAAUCAAAAGGGAAAUGAAAAAGGAGAAGAAGUACUUUAUGGAGAAGCUAUCAUGUGGAAUAUCAAAAUUGAAAAGUGACAACUCCAUAGAAGACGUGAGAGGACCGUUAAAAUUAAUGGAGAACACUAAGGUCUCCCUUACUCGAAAUACAUUUUCGUAUGAUGAAAUGAUACCGGGAGAGGAUGAUUCAUCAGAAGAACGUCCUUCUUCGCAGCAAAACUCGAAAGCUGUUUCUCGUACGAGAACCUCAUGCAAAGAACAGGCAAGCAGUAUACCGGGAAACUCACCUUCCCACUUCUCCGAUGACCAAAACCAAAAGCAUGAACAUAUCAAGGACAAUGAAAGAGAGGAGAUAUUCGAUGAUCAAUAUUUGUAUGGCGUAAUAUCCGAGAAAUCUGAAUGUUCCUUUUGUGGGAACAGAAGGCCGAAAAUGAGAUUGCAUAAGGACUUCAGUUAUAAGGAGCUUGAAGAAGCAACAAAAGGAUUUUCCAAUGAGAAUUUUCUAUCAGAAGGCGGAUUUGGUUCUGUUUAUAAAGGGUAUUUGAAUGGACUAAGAGUUGCUGUGAAGCAGCAUAAUGAUAUGAGCCUUCAAGGAGAUAAAGAAUUCAAGUCCGAAGUUGAGGUUCUAAGCAAAGCUAGGCAUCCAAAUUUGGUCAUGUUGUUAGGGUCUUGCUCUGAAGGUAGCCAAAAGUUGCUUGUCUAUGAGUAUGUUUGCUAUGGUUCUCUAGACAAAUUCUUAUCAGGUAAGUUUAUUUAG